GCGGUUGCGGUUAAUCAUCAAGUUAGAUGCUUUAGCCAGGGAAGAAGAAACAAUCUUUCUUUUACACUUCGCCCGCGUCCUAGCCGCUUGAGUGUUUCUUGCGCUAUUUAUUCUCCUUUAAUUGCUGGUAAACAGGCAAACCCCGAUACCGUGGACAAGGUGUGUAAAGUUGUCAUAAAGCAACUCGCACUUAAAGAGGGUGACAAAGUUACGGCUGCAACCAAGUUUACUGAUCUCGGUGCUGAUUCUCUUGACACGGUUGAGAUUGUGAUGGGCCUUGAGGAAGCGUUUGGGAUUCAAAUGGUGGAGGAGAAAGCACAGGCUAUCACGACGGUUGAGGAAGCAGCUGAGCAUAUUGAGGAGCUCUUGAUGCACAAGGCUAAGUAG
This is a messenger RNA of Thlaspi arvense, 387 nucleotides long. Lineage: Eukaryota; Viridiplantae; Streptophyta; Magnoliopsida; Brassicales; Brassicaceae. The record is from the annotation of a GenBank genome assembly.